Molecule: messenger RNA, 1135 nt
Organism: Urocitellus parryii (Arctic ground squirrel)
Lineage: Eukaryota; Metazoa; Chordata; Mammalia; Rodentia; Sciuridae
Gene: Chmp4a
Product: charged multivesicular body protein 4A
Biological process (GO): late endosome to vacuole transport via multivesicular body sorting pathway; vesicle budding from membrane
Cellular component (GO): cytoplasmic side of plasma membrane; ESCRT III complex; multivesicular body
Source: RefSeq, a predicted model, not a curated record
AAAACCAGUUUUAGUAGAAAGUGAAGCGGCCGCUUUAAGAGRAGCGCGUCAACCUGGGGAUGGUGGCCCUGGUCACAUGACAGCAGUGGUCUCCUUUGCGCCUGUUGAUGAUGUCGCCCCGGCGCCUUAAGGAGGGAUUGGCCAAGGCGGGCCUACUAGCCAGGAACGAGGCGGAAGUGCAGGGCACGCCGAGGGGCGGAGGCGGGAGAGGCGAGGACGCAAUGAGUGGGCUCGGCAGACUCUUCGGGAGGGGGAAGAAGGAAAAGGGACCAACCCCUGAAGAAGCAAUACAGAAACUGAAGGAGACUGAGAAGAUACUGAUCAAAAAACAGGAGUUUCUGGAACAGAAGAUUCAGCAGGAGCUACAAACAGCCAAGAAGCAUGGGACCAAGAACAAAAGAGCUGCCCUGCAGGCUUUGCGGAGAAAGAAAAGAUUGGAAAAGCAGCUGGCACAAACCGAUGGAACAUUAUCCACCCUGGAGUUUCAGCGUGAAGCGAUUGARAAUGCCACCACCAAUGCAGAAGUGCUUCGUACUAUGGAGGUUGCUGCCCAAGGCAUGAAAAAAGCCUACCAGGACAUGGACAUUGACAAGGUAGAUGAAUUGAUGGCUGAUAUCACAGAACAACAGGAACUGGCCCAGGAGAUCUCAGAUGCCAUUUCUCGGCCUGUGGGCUUUGGAGAUGACGUGGAUGAGGAUGAAUUAUUGGAAGAGCUAGAGGAACUAGAGCAGGAGAAAUUGGCCCAGGAGUUGUUAAAUGUGGGCAAUGAGGAGGAAGAACCCCCAGUCAAAUUGCCUAGUGUACCUUCUACACAUCUGCCUGCAGGGCCAGCUCCCAAAGAGGAUGAAGAUGAAGAACUAAAACAGUUGGCUGAGUGGGUAUCCUGAGUCUGGGUUUGUCGUCCUCCUGCUGCCUUCAUUGGUCCCUUUUCCUUAAGUGCCAAAUACCAAGCUAAAGAAGCACAGCUUUUUUGGGAGGUCUUGCUGAUGUGGUAGUAUGCCUGUAUGAGAAAGGGACCUGUUGCCCUUCCAUCCCUGGCUGAACGCUGAAGGAUCUUGCUGCAGGGGCCCCUGGGCUCCAUUCUCUUUGAUAGCAGUUACAGUGCCCUUGUUAUCAAUAAAAUUGGGUAGAUGGA